This is a messenger RNA of Monodelphis domestica (gray short-tailed opossum), 3551 nucleotides long. NCBI's taxonomy places the organism in Eukaryota, Metazoa, Chordata, Mammalia, Didelphimorphia, Didelphidae. The record is from RefSeq and is a predicted model, not a curated record.
GCAUGACGCCAUUUCCGGCGUGGCCACCUUGCAGUCGUUCGCUUCUGGCUGGCUUGCAGAUUGAUGGACGUCACUAAACUUCGUUCUCUAAUUUAGUCUUGUACGUAAGAAUGACCUCCAAGGAUCUCGUCUUUGGCCAUGCCCCUGCACUGGUGACCCCAGAGCUGCGGAUUCAUUAGAAUAUGUGCUCAGCGUCUGGGGAAACACUCUAAAAGUAAAUCCUCUUACUAUGCUCCAGUAAAAAUGCCUUUGCUCUAAGCUGAGUCCUCUGGGUUCCUGUUGAAAGGGGGGAAGAGGACAUUAUUAUUGCUAGCUUCCUUUCCCCAAACACAUUAAAAGCCAAGAGAAAAACCUUGCAACUAGUUAUAUAAGCAUAGUCAAAUAAAAGGAAUCCACACAGUGGCCAUGCGUGGACUUACUCUUUUUUUUUAAACCACAAAAGCCUUAUUAAAAAUAACGCACAGCACUGUGAAUUCCUUGGCCGCCUGGAGGAGAAACCGAGUUCAUUUACCAAGCCGACGGGGUGGCAAAGGAAGGUGUAGAAGCGAAUCCAGAAAAUCCAAGCCAAAGGAUCGGGUCCGGGUUAGCUGGGACUCUAGAUUCGGUGCGCCCUCUCGCGGGAUACUAGUAUCCCCACCCCCGCUAACUUUGGCCUGGGGGCCACAUCCUGGAGGCGGCGCCACAGACAGAUCAAGCGUGGAGGCAUAAGGAAGAGAAGGAGGAGGUCCAGAGUCCCGGCAUAAUUCUGCAUGCACGGCCCAGCUUCGGGCCCCGAACCCUGGGACCGGGAGCUCUGAACCUUCCCCCGGGACGGCCUCCUUUGUCUGGCCCCUUGGUGUGGUGGCGGCGUCCUCCCCCAAGUCCUGCUAGCGCUUCUCUGUCUGCAUUUUCGGGCUAGAGUGAAGUUCUCAAGCGCCCCGCCCGCUCCUUCCUUCGCGGGUGUUGGGAAUCCCCCGCAGCCCGGGAAGCGCUUUCCUAGCUUCUCUUAAAACACCUUUUCCAAAGAGGGUGGGGGCGGGGUGGGGACUUGGGGCCGUGCCUUGAACUCAGGUAGGGAGGUCCUCGCCGGGGCUGGUGGGGAGGACGCCGAUUGACCGAUGGGUGCUAGAGGGUGAGGCCCAGCGAGGAAGCAAAUCAAGCUCCUUAGGACCCCCUCCACCUGCUUCUCCCUAGUAAGUCAAGCCCUUCUAGGCUGACUCCUCAGCCGUGCCGUGUCUCAGAAAAAGGUUACUUGCUUCCAGCCAGUGCCAUUGUUCCCCCCACUCUCCUCCCAGGAAGCCUCGGCCCUCGUGGGGACUGUUCCGCGGCCGCGGGCAGCGCGGGUGAUGCGGCGUCUGCCUCCAGCCCUCCACACAGAAGUCUGUCGGGCUGUGUUUCAGCCCGAGCCCCUGGAGGAGAAAGGCCGAGAUUCCUGAUCCGGGUGCUGGCCUCUGGCCUUUGGGCUUCCAAUGAAGUAUAUCCUGGUUACUGGUGGGGUCAUCUCUGGCAUUGGAAAAGGGAUCAUUGCAAGCAGCAUCGGAACUAUCCUCAAAUCAUGUGGCCUCCGAGUUACUGCCAUCAAAAUUGAUCCCUAUAUUAACAUCGAUGCUGGGACUUUUUCACCCUAUGAACAUGGUGAAGUGUUUGUAUUAAAUGAUGGGGGAGAAGUUGACCUAGACUUGGGAAACUAUGAAAGGUUCUUGGAUAUUAACCUUUAUAAAGACAACAAUAUCACUACUGGGAAGAUCUAUCAGCAUGUAAUCAAUAAAGAAAGGCAUGGUGAUUAUUUGGGGAAAACUGUACAAGUUGUUCCUCAUAUUACUGAUGCUGUUCAGGAAUGGGUGAUGAAUCAGGCCAAAAUUCCUGUGGACGGUCAUAAGGAAGAACCCCAGAUAUGUGUCAUAGAGCUGGGUGGCACUAUUGGAGACAUCGAAGGCAUGCCGUUUGUUGAAGCAUUUAGACAAUUCCAGUUUAAGGCAAAAAGAGAGAACUUCUGUAAUAUCCACGUUAGCCUUGUCCCACAGCCCAGUGCCACGGGAGAACAGAAAACCAAGCCUACACAAAAUAGUGUUCGGGCAUUGAGAGGCUUAGGAUUGUCUCCUGACCUGAUUGUGUGCAGAAGUUCAAAGCCCAUCGAAAUGGCCGUAAAGGAAAAGAUAUCCAUGUUUUGCCAUGUGGAACCUGAGCAGGUGAUAUUUAUCCAUGAUGUUUCUUCCACUUACCGAGUGCCUGUCCUUUUGGAAGAUCAAGGUAUUGUCAAAUAUUUUAAAGAGAGGUUGGACCUGCCUAUUGAUGACCAUGCAAGUGACUUGCUUUUCAAAUGGAAAAAUAUGGCUGACAGGUAUGAAAGAUUACAGAAAACAUGCUCCAUAGCCUUGGUUGGCAAAUAUACCAAACUCAGCGACUGCUAUGCAUCCGUAUUUAAAGCCUUGGAACACUCUGCUUUGGCGAUUAAUCACAAAUUGGAUUUAAUGUAUGUAGAUUCUAUUGACCUAGAGCAGUCUUCUGAGGUUGAGAACCCUGUGAGAUUCCAUGAAGCGUGGCAGAAGCUGUGCAAAGCAGAUGGUAUUCUAGUUCCGGGAGGCUUUGGCUAUCGGGGCACAGAGGGAAAACUCCGGGCAAUUUCUUGGGCAAGAACAAAGAAAAUACCUUUUCUGGGAAUUUGUUUAGGGAUGCAAUUGGCAGUGGUGGAGUUUGCCAGGAACUGCCUUAAUUGGAAAGAUGCAGACUCUACAGAAUUUGUACCUAACACUAGCAUUCCUGUUGUGAUUGAUAUGCCUGAACAUCACCCUGGUGAAAUGGGAGGAACGAUGAGGCUAGGGAAAAGGACAACAGUCUUCAAAACAGAGGAUUCCAUUUUAAGGAAACUAUAUGGGGAUGUUGGUUGUGUAGAAGAACGACACAGACAUCGGUAUGAGGUUAAUCCAGAAUUGAUCCAGCAAUUUGAAGAGAAAGGUUUGAAAUUUGUAGGUCGAGACAUUGAAGGGGAAAGAAUGGAGAUUAUUGAAUUGGCAAAUCAUCCAUAUUUUGUUGCUGUCCAGUUCCAUCCUGAAUUUUCUUCUAGGCCAAUGAAACCUUCUCCUCCAUACCUGGGUCUGUUGCUUGCAGCAACUGGUACACUCAAUGCCUAUCUUCAGCAAGGCUGCAAAUUGUCUUCAAGGGGCACAUUCAGAAAGAACGACAGCUACAGUGAUCUUAGUGAUGACAGCUUUCCUGAAAGGAAGAGUCCCGAAAUAGUAACAAACUGAGCCUCCCGUGAGCAAAGAAGCCCAAGCAGCCUACUGAUCUAUUGAAGUCAAUUGGAAGGAACUGCUUGAAUGAAACUGACCACAACACAAAAACCUUUUUCUUCUUCUCCUACCAAUAAAACUCUUGCACUCUUUGAAAAAAUAGAUUUGAGAUUUAAAGCUACAAUAGUAACCUAAUCCAAUUCCAUACUUCUUCUGAUUAAAAAAAAGGAAGGAAGAAAUAAAAAUAUGAUUCCCCAUUUCUCCCACCCAUUCUUGUAAAGAUUGUUGUUCAGUCCAGUCUGAUUGCCUUAUCAGAGGGAAAAUAAACGUCCUUCAUGCAAA